Molecule: messenger RNA, 2862 nt
Organism: Guillardia theta CCMP2712
Lineage: Eukaryota; Cryptophyceae; Pyrenomonadales; Geminigeraceae
Exons: 1
Coding region: 1-2862 (953 amino acids)
Biological process (GO): protein O-linked glycosylation via mannose
Molecular function (GO): glucuronosyltransferase activity; xylosyltransferase activity
Source: RefSeq, a predicted model, not a curated record
AUGGCGAGGAUGGCGAUGACAGCGAGGAUUCUGAUUAUCAUGGCAGGCUUCUCCUCCUCCUCCUCCUCCUCCUCCUCUCUCCCCGAUUCCGAGCACUUCUCCUCGCAGUCUCCCUCUUCUCCACAGUGCAAAGUCUCCCCUGCCCUUGAUGGAACCCGCCUUCGCUCUUCGCCGAUCCCUGGAACUCUGUGCCCCUGCAGCAAGUCUGCAUCGCUGUCAGUGGCCCUGGCGCCCGACGAGGGAGGCUGGUCUAUGCGCUGGCAAGUCAUGGAUGUGAACUCUCCAGCAGUGCAGCAGCUCUCCUUAGACAUCGACCUCUCAUCUCUUCCUGCUCCGGCGCCGUUGGUGGUGCAAGUGCAGUUGCGUCAAGGGAUGGAGGUGCUCGCAGUGAGGGAGUACCUGAUGGAUGAGCAUUUCUUAUCUAACAGCUCGAGAUGCCUUUCAUUCGUAUACGAGGACGCGAGCCCUGGUAUGUAUGCAUUCAUGGCGCUCCUGCACCGGAUGGAGGGCGACGAGCUGGAGGUUGUCGCCAUCGGGGAUCACAGUGUGCGGGUGGUGAACGCGUCAGAGCCGGCAAUGGUCAUGGAGCAUGCGACCUUGCAGGAGAGGGAGAUGUCGAUUUCCAUCCGCCUGCGGGGGAUGACUGGGGGUAACCUGCUGCUCGUCCUCGUUGUCACAGAGGUGAACUCGUUGGAGCAGUCCAGAGAGAUGCUGGUUCUGCAUAUGAACAGCUCCGAGCAUGUGCAGGACGUGCGAGUCUCUGCUCCGGGAGGAAGCGAGUAUCUGAUAUUAGCGACUGUCUCGGAGCUCGAGAACCGAGCCAACAGCUCUAUCGCUGCCAAACUCACCGUCCGCAAGUUCCUCAAGGUGUCCAGGUGCAACGAGAUCUGCGUGCUUGAGGACGAUUUCUCGCGCUCUCAGCGACUACCAGCAGAAAGGAGGAGCGCAAAAGAAGCUUCCUUCGUCCGUUCCGACAGUGUGAAGCUUCGCUACCGUCCACAUCCGGAGGAAGUACUUUGCAACCUGGUGAUGAGUCCCGGCACUGACCAUCUCGUGGCUGGAGUUCCGUUCAAGGCUUCUAUCAAAGCAAUAGGCCUGGUGCCUGGUUGCAGAUACAGGGUCCACUUGACCUUUAGGCACAAAGAGAAGCAAGUCAUCCUUUUUCAUCAGGCGGGUGUCGUGGUUGUCGACGGCUCGACGGGCUCUGUAGGAGUUGUACACUUCGAUGUCCCGUCCGCAUGGUCAGAGCAAGUGGUGAUGGUGUCGGUCUUGUACGACUACUUCGCAGAGCAUGAGAGCGACGAUACUUUGCUCGCGUACUUGUCCCGCAAAGUCCAAGCCCUGCAGCCCUGCAUGGUCUCAUACCUCUGGACCUCCGGAAACCCUCUCUUCCAGGGUCAGAUGCCGUACCAGCGAUCUCCUUUCUCCAUGUCAGUCAGAGCAACCAGGAGGCUGCGAGAAGAUGAGCUGGGCUUGACCUUGUCCACCGUCGCGACCCUUGACAGAGCUGUCGUGCUCAUCAAUGCUGCGGCGCAGUGGAAUGAGCACGUGGCGGUCGCUUUCUACGCCCGCAGCAUGUCAGAGCAAGAGCAGAUCAAGACGCUGGUGCAGCAGACACUAGGGCCAUGGUUCAUCGAGAGAAACAAGACGCUGGAAGCUACCCUCCUGACGUCUUGCCCUGACAAGGACAAACCUGGUAGUCUCCUGGUGUUUCCGAUCAACAUGCUCAGAAAAAUUUCAUGCGCCAUAGCUCGCACGGACUUGGUCUUGUACGCGGACGUAGACAUGCUCGCGUCGGAUGGACUGGCGUCCAACAUACGGCAGGCGUACCAGGACGGGAAGGUCGGGCCGACGGAGCUGCUGGUGAUCCCCUCCUUCAAGACCUCCGGUUCCUGGCCCAGGGAAGCCGGCAUCUCCCUUGAGGAGCAGCGUAUUCGCGUCGAGCCCGCCUCGAUCUCCAUGGAGGCCUUGCGGCUAAACUUCGAGGGGCGUCAGGUGUGGAUCCCCGGACUUGACAUGGGCAUGUGGUCAACGACUGGCAGAUGGCACGAAGCUGGUGUGUUCCAUGCGGGAACUGAGUACGACAGGUGGAUGGAGGCAGAGGAGACGUACCAGGUCAAGUACAUCCUAGGCUACGAGCCCUACGUGGUGGUCAACCGGAGCGCCUGGCGGGGGAGCCACGGCGUCGGGCUGUACGACGAUCGCUUUGUGCAUUGGGGAUGGGACAAGGUUUCCCUCGGGGUGGAGGCUUGCAACUUGGGCUACACCUUCACGGUUCUCCCCAAGAGCUUCCUCAUGCAUGGGUCGUCGGCGAUCGAGAGCGUCGAGCACUUCGUGUUUGACAGGCUCGCCAUCGUCGCGCCCCCCAAGCAGGGGGCUAACACUGGCUGGGGCCCCCCGGACACGCACGGCCGGGAGCUGCUGCAGAGGCUCUUGUCAGACUACUAUACGGACGUGCAGCCCCAUGUUCCGAUCCGCUCCUGCCUCAUCAGAGCGUUUAGGGACGACAAGUGCGACAUCAGUCGCAUCCACCUUGUCCAGAGCACAACGCUGGAGCUCGUGGGCAGCGAGCAUCUCGUCCACCUUGACAUCUUCGGGCUCUCCAGAGCGACGGGAUACCAGUUGUCGGUGCAGGCGUACAGGCACGCUGGCGAGGGCGAAGUUGAAGAGGACGGGAGCUUCUUCUUCCUCUUACUGCCCGGUACUCUGGUUGAGGACCCUCACGGUAUGUCGGUCUCAGUCGGGAGGCUCUCACCGGGACUUCACACGGUACGAGUGGAGCUGAAGGAUCUGCAUGCGGCGAAGCUCCUGCUAGACAAGGCGAUCCUUGCUUGGGGCGAGCACAAGUACGAAGUGCCAUAA